AUGAAGAAAAAAAAAGUCGUCAAGUUGAAGGAGGAAUACGUGCCGAAAGGGAACUACUUUAGCAAAGAUGCCCUGUUGACCAACAUUUUCAUGCAGAGUGCAGAGAACGUCCUGUCGGAAGUCGAGUCGAAGAAUUCCCAGCUGAUUGUUAACUGUAUAAAUAAGUUGCACAAAAAAAAUCUACAAACGAAGUUGAAGGCCAUAAGUGAACUAAUUCAACACCUGAGCAAGUACGAUGAAGACGAAGUGAGCCACCUCUUCGCAUCCUACAUAAGCGUUUACAAAAAGUUGAUAUAUCACCCGAACUAUGGCCUGAGGGAAAAUUUAAACCUGUGUCUGAAGCUGUUCAUAGUGAAAGUUAAGACGAAGAUCAAGGCCCACCUGAGUGUGUUUUUGCCGCCACUCUUUUUGUCUCUCUUCGACUACAGUAAAAAUGUAAAAAACAUCGCGGCGGAUAUUUUGCUCUCCAUUUUCCCCCCCAAGGGGAAGACCCAAGAGUCCAGUCUGGUGGAAGACCCAGUUAAGCACCCUCCAGUGAAGGCAAAAAAAACACAGCCGGGAAAGAUACGCCUACAGGAGGAACUCAAGCUAUACGGAGUGAUCAAAAAUUUGAAGGUCAAUUUGACAAACCUGUAUAACUGUCUGAAGUAUGUUGGUGGUCCCCUCUGUGAGGAAGUCACGAAGAAUUUGAAAAAUAAGAAGAACGACGAGGACUACGAUUAUGGUGUUUACCUCUUCAACGUUGUUUGUUUUUAUCCAUCCCUUUUGUACAUGUUGGUGAGAAUUGCAAAGGGGUGUGACGACGAAGGGGGGAAGGCAACCCCCCCUGUGGAGGACAACAAUGAGACGGCCUCACCGAACCGCAGAGACGUCAACUCAGUGAAGCAGUUCAUCAGGAAGGAAUUUCCAACCUUCGCUAGCACGUUCAACCUCUUCUUCAAUGCGAUCAACUCAAUUUACAAAGAAAGUAAAGACAACGAGCGGGUAAAGAAAAUGCUCUUCCUGGCAGUCUACAACAUUAUAUACUUGCUGAAGAAGUAUAAAUUGAACUACUCCGAUUUUGAAGAAGAAAAAGCCAACGUAUCCAUCUGCAAUUACAUUUCUUCCGUCGUCAGCAAUAAAGAUGAGUACAUCCUCAAACACAUAAACCACCUGCUGUUGUUGUAUUUUUUUUCGGAAAAUAAAAAAAUGAUCAAUGAGAAUUUUUUGAAAAGUUAUUUGUCCCUAAUUAAGCACAACAAAAAUGUGAAGAAUGACAUUUUCAAUUAUAACAUUUCUUUGUUCAUUUUUAUUUUUGAGAAGGAGGAUAUUCGAGAUUUUUUUUUUUUUUUUUUUUUUUUAUUUCUCUUUUUGCUGUUGCACGGGAUGUCAUCUUCGCUAGUUGUGUACUACGAUUUGUUGCAGCAUUUGUUUGGUUACUUCGACGGGGGGGAAGCAACCCAUGGGAUGGGUCUCAUCCAGGGGGAAGAUGCAGGUGUUCAGUACUCCCUUUCCGAAUCGGAUUGCUAUACCUUGCUCAGUGAAAGCAUCUUGCACCUGCCGUUAGAGACGAUCUUUGCGCAGAAAGUUGGUGUGACAUACAAAUGCUCAUUCAGGAGGGUAAACCAUUUAUGUGAAGCCCUCUCCAACAUGUACUACUGCCACAAGAAGAAGCCAAGUAAGGACGGUAAGGACAAGGACCAGUUUGAAGAAUUGAAGAGGAAAAUAAUUGCAGAGAAGCUGGACGAGACUAACUUCAUCCGUACGUAUAUAAACUUUCUCAAGUCAUCCAAGUGUGCACACACAGUUUUGCUCACUUGUUUGGACAUGUUAAGUCGGUACACAAACGAUUUGGCGAAGCAGUUGGGGGCAGGUCAUACGAUGGAAUGUGAAACAUUUGUUGACCGAUCGGAGGGAUCCCCCCAAUGUGGUGACAACCCCAGCGGGAGGCACAAAUAUCACGAUGCGGUAGACUUCAUUUUGAACCUCCUAACAGAACUGAAAGGAGUGGUGUUCCCACCAGGGGUAGAAGUGGACAACCCAGAAGAUGUAACCAACAGAAGCAAUGCCCCUGUGAGGGUAGCCUUCAUUCGAACGUUGAAGGGCACCUUCAAAAUCGCCUGCCUGCUGGUAGAGGGAAGAAAUUACGAAGCCGCUGGAAUGGUGAAGAAGCAUUGGGGGCUUUUGGAGUUUUUCUUGGCGCAGGGGGAAGUGGAGGAUGAUGAGGUUUCUCUGGAGAGGGUAUUUUACGUCUUUAUGGACUUCCUAACGUGGGGUAAACGUGGGCACAGGGAGAAGGUGAACCUUGCAGAAGAGGCAACGCAUGGGGGAGAUGCCCUGUUCAGCUCCCUGGACGUGAGUUUGAACCUCUUGGCGUUUAUUUGUUCCAAGGGGGGGAAGUCGUGUGAUGCACUGGCCAAGUCCCUGCAGGAGGCACUUUUUGAAGCACCCCCAACUGAGGAAACGGUCGAGAAGCAGCUAGCUAUCUGCGUGAAGCUGAUCAAUUUUAUGAAGAAGGAGCGCACCAAGUUUUUCGACCUCUCGGAGACGGCCCUCGAAUUAUACAGAUACUACCUCCAGCAGGAUGUAAUGGGUGGAGGCGCAUCACUGAAGGCGUUUUACGCCGCUUUGCAGGGGGACGCAGAAGACCAUCCUGACCUCUUUGGAGAGAAGUUCUACCAAGGUUUAUUUCAUGCGUAUAGGGAAAAAAUGAACUUAAGUCGAGCCCUCCCGGAUGAAGAUUUUUCCUGUUUCUUCUCCUCUUAUGCAAUGGGAAGAAGGAAGGAGGCUGUCCCACUGGAAGAUAUUCACCUACAUUUGUUGUUUGCAACUCUCCUGAAUGUGAAAGACGAACAAGUGGAGGGACAUAUGAAGGAGUUGUUCGUCUCGUCAAGACUCAGUAAGGACAGUACAUUCUCCUGCCUGCAGGUAAUGCGGGAUGUGUAUAAAUGGUGUAGGGAGAACGAUGAGGAGGAGGGAAGGGGGAAGGUGUGGUCCUCCUUCACAUCUACCAUGAACCAAUUUGAAGACGACUUUGAUGAAAGCGAAAGUGAUGACACGAGUGAAGUGGCCGAGGGGGACCAUUUUAAAGUUGGCCUACUGGUGAGUAACUCUUUGGUAAGGUUAACCUACAUUGGUGAGGAGGAGGAAGAAGAAAACACAAACUACGGAAACUACGCAAACUACGCAUUGGCUAUGAACCAUUUGAAGAGGGAAGACGAGGAGCGUCCCACAAAAGGAAGUGUCCAACAGAAGAACACUGAAGAAGCAUUCUUGUUGUUACGCAGGAAGGAUAUCCUAAACACGAGAUUCAUAGAGAGACUGCUAGGUUUGUACAAACUGUACUACCAAGUGGAACGUUUUUCCGUUGGCCACUUGAAGGGAUUCACCAUGCUAUGCUUUGACGGGACAACUCCAGGGGCAGGUGAGGAGAAGGCCCAGAAGGAGUCACACAAAAAGGAAGUAUAUCCAUUCUGCACUUUCUACCAUUUCGCGUAUUCCAACAUUAGGAGUAGAUCGUUGUUCUAUCACAUAGUCAGCUUGAGGGAUAAGGUAGAAACAGAUGAGGGAGAGGAAGUGGGGAUGCUGGAUCUGCUCAUUUAUGUGUAUAGACAGCUGGAGAGGAAGAAGAGUAGGAAGAAAUUACCUGCCAACCAUGUGAGCAUAUCAGACGUGGUGUGCGUCAUGAGGCAGGUGAAUAAAUGGGACGUCUUUAACAUUUGUAGACACAUCCUAACGGAUCGAAGAGGCAGUGGGGGGUUCUCUCCAGAUGCGAUGAGGGACGUCAUUCGAGAACUGGACAGUUUUAAGGUGAAGAGCUUGUUCGACUUGCAGGUGAAGGUGUUCCUGUUUGAGGAGUGCCUUCUCUGCGCUGGGGGUGGCAGCCAUGUUGCCAGGGAGGAUGACCUCCACCUCGACACGAAGAAUUACGAAGAUGAAAUCGCCAAACUGAAGGAGAGAUUGCCGGUUGGUCUGCACUCCUACGUGGAGAGGAACCUUUCCCUGACCGUUAAGGGAGAGCUGCCCUGCUUAAACCUUCUGUACCACUUGAUAUGCAUAAGCAGCAGAUACCGAGACGUUAAUCUGUUCGAGUGCGUCAUCGUGAGGAGGAAGGUACUGCUAGGGAUGGCCCUCCAGUAUAUCACUUGGAACAACUUUGACGUGUUCUUUUGUUGCCUCGGGUUUGUGAGGGGCGCCUUUCCCGGGGGGGGCGACCAUCCCAACGGGGGGGAAAGCAUAACCAUAACGAACGGUGUCCCCCCAAGUGAUGUCCCCCCGUGUGAUGCCAACCCCGUGGAGGAGGCCUUCCGCAAGUACCUGAUCACUGUGAAAAACUUCUACCGAAAGAUGCACGACGAGCAGAUCGCACUGCAUAGGCAGAAAUGGAAGACCCUAAAUGAGACCCUCACAGGAUAUAGCAACAGUAGGAAGAUACUCCCCCCCCCAGUUGACAACAAACUAAAGAAACAAAAAGGGAAGGAGAAAAGAAUCGAAAGCAAAAGGGAGUCCCACCAGUUAUUGCAUUCGAAGAUGGGAAUACAUUUUUUGAAGUACACAUAUAGGAAGUGUCAAAUGGAGGGCAAAACAUAUCUAUCGACCUUUAAGGGAACAAAGAAAAUUACAUCCGAUCUAGUGAAGCUUCUUUACUUCAUCGUCUCCAUUAGUUGCUAUGAUGACGGAUUGGUGGAUGAAGAAAUGGUGACGCUAGCUACACAAAUGGUUAAACUACUUAUACAGAUGGAUGGGGAAAAUAUCAAGUCGCUUUAUAAGAUUUAUUUGUUCUCUCUUCCAGAUAGUAUUACCCACUUUUGCGACGACAUCACAACAGACAUUUUCCGUCUGGAUGAAUUGGAACUAAGCAGACAUGGGUUGGCCAAAUUGAUGAGAAGAAUGCUGGACCUUUAUGUAAACACCUAUUAUCUUUUUAUCCUCUUUUCAAAUGUAGACAAAUGCAAAGAGAGCAACUUUUUCGUUGAAAAAACGCUAAGUAUUCUUCUCAUGAAUUGCCUCUUCUUUGCUGAACUGCAUAAGUUGAGGAGCUCACAUAUGUUUGCGUUUUCUGUGAUAAGUUCCUAUUUGCAUAUUAAUGAAGGGGGGAGGAACUUAUUUUUGCUUUCCGCUGCGGGGGGGGGUGUCGAUGGGCAUGACGGUCGCGUGUUGGGGGUAGAACCGGACAGGCAACCUGAAGUGGACACGGCAGGAGUGGGGGCAGCCCCUGUGCAGCGUGACAACCUGUGUAACCCCUCUGACGAUAGCGAUGAGGCCUUUUUGAGCGAACCAAACGGAGGCUUCCCUACCGUCGGUCCAUCCAAAGGGAAGAGCAAAGAAACUCCAAACAGCAGCAGAGAGGAUAGCCCCACGUUGAGCCCCACCAGGGUGAUGCAGAACUGCGAAGAGGAAACAUCACACAAUUAUGGUAGUCGAAACGAUAUUCCCCAAUCUGUAGGUCUGCCUCCCCCAGCGGACCGCACAAAGAGGGAAGAUAAUUACAAGAAAAAAAUGAACCCGUUGCAUUCUUUGAAGAACCAACUGAAGAACCCAUCUCUCCUAAUCGACCUGAACAAAAAUAUCAUAGAUUUGUAUUCCUUCGUCGUAGACUUAAAUUAUUUGAAAGUCCUUCUCUCUAUGUUAAACAUAUGUCUGUCCGGUGAGUACUUUAUCUACGAGCCGGAGUUACACCAGCAGUUCAUGGCUUUCGUAGAAAGUAACAAUUUUUGUGUGGGUGACUUUUUAAGCGAUAUUAGGCACGUCGGACAUAUCCUCGAGGGAAGCGCAACGAAGAACAAGUGGGAAGGAAACCCAUGCAGACGUAAUGAGGUGGAUAAUCUGCCCUUCCCAAUCAAAGAGAGAAAAAAGUUCUACAUUUUCCUGCUCGCCCUGCACCUUAUCCUGCGUCUCAUAACGAUAUACCCAAACGAAUGCAUCACCAUAACAAACGAAACUAAGCUACACGACAUUGUAAACUUCAACAAAAUCCUUUUUUCAAAUAUAAUCAUAACAAACCAGCUGAAGGAAUUGAGGCAAAUUUCCAGAGAGUAUAUUAACACCACGUUCCAGUAUGACCCCCUUACGAAGACGCUCACAUUUAAGUAUAAGAUAAAGGAAGACGACAGUGAGCAGUUCGAGGACGUGACUGCAAAGUUGACUUUGCUCUUCCUCCCCAACUAUCCGUUUUCGCACUUGGUCAUAAGUGACAGGAUUGAAUCGCUAGACAAGAAGGCACACGUGCAUAACUCCAUAAAGAGCAUGUAUAAAUAUGCCCGUACAGGCAACAUUAACGAGAUGUUUGUAAAAUUUGACAGCCUCAUGAAUGGCUACUUUGAGAAUAAAUCCCAGUGCAAUAUCUGUUUCAUGAUUUUAUACGAGACGAAGACUUGUGAUAAGGCCUGCUCCCAGUGCGGCACCUCCUACCACAGCUACUGCCUACACAAGUGGUUCCUGACGUCCCACAAUACCAAGUGCCCGUCCUGCCAAAUGCAGUUCACGUAAUGAAAAAGCGCCGCGUGGCAGUCAUCCGGAGGUAAUUUUCAAGACACCCAUUCGACUCUGUGAUUUUGACUUUUUGUAUAUCCCUUCAUUUGAAUUUUUUAAACUGGAUGUGUUUUUCCUACAUUUGGUAACU
Molecule: messenger RNA, 6601 nt
Organism: Plasmodium coatneyi
Lineage: Eukaryota; Apicomplexa; Aconoidasida; Haemosporida; Plasmodiidae
Exons: 8
Coding region: 1-6468 (2155 amino acids)
Biological process (GO): rescue of stalled cytosolic ribosome; ribosome-associated ubiquitin-dependent protein catabolic process
Cellular component (GO): RQC complex; cytosol
Molecular function (GO): ubiquitin protein ligase activity; ribosomal large subunit binding
Source: RefSeq, a predicted model, not a curated record